This is a messenger RNA of Chaetomium globosum CBS 148.51, 2859 nucleotides long. RefSeq lists its product as uncharacterized. The record is from RefSeq and is a predicted model, not a curated record. The transcript has a single exon. Lineage: Eukaryota; Fungi; Ascomycota; Sordariomycetes; Sordariales; Chaetomiaceae. Bases 1 to 2859 code for a protein of 952 amino acids.
AUGUUUCACAACACUCACAUUUGCGGCCUCUACUAUGUCGUUCCCGGCCGACGCCUACCCGAACGCAAAUACCUUCCCCAGUUGUCACUCUCAGCCAACACCAAGAUUGUGUCGUCGACGAGCCGGACUACUCUGACCCAGAGCUUCGUCAAUCCCCGGUCCGAGGUCAUUUCUGAACUCAGAUACACUUUCCCCCUCUAUGAUGGCGUCUCUGUUGUCGGUUUCAUUUGCACCAUCAACGGCGAGCGGGUCAUCCGCGGCGUCGUCAAGGAGCGCGCGGAGGCGAAGAAGACCUACCAGGCCGCCGUCGACCGCGGCGAGACGGCUGGCCUUUUGGAGCAGCUACCCGCAGCAAGCGAUGUAUUCACCACCACUGUCGGCAAUGUCCCCGCAAACGCAACUCUCAAAGUCGAAAUUUCGUACCUUGGCGAGCUGAAACAAGAUGCCGAAAUAGAUGGAAUCCGUUUCACUAUCCCAACGGGGAUCGCACCUCGAUACGGCAACUACCCCGGCGAGCUGCUGUCGAGUCCUGUCGACACAAAGGGCGGAAUCAGCAUCGUCGUUGAUGUGGAGAUGCCCGACGGGUCUAACGUCAAGAACAUCCAGUCCCCAUCGCACCCCAUCUCCGUGACACUGGGCAAUACCUCCGCGGGGGCCGCCAGUGGUGCCGACAUGUCUCUCCAAAAAGCGUCGGCCACCCUUGCCCUGUCAACCACGGAACUGGGCGACGAUUUUGUCCUUCGGGUGGUCGCCACCAAUACCGGUAACCCGAUCGCCGUUCUUGAGCAACAUCCCACACUUGAUAACCACCGCGCGUUGAUGGCUACCUUGGUCCCGAAGUUCAACCUCCCCUCGACAAAGCCGGAGAUUGUAUUCCUCUGCGACCGGUCCGGUUCCAUGGAAGGACCGAAUGUGAGACACCUCAAAACCGCCUUGCACCUCUUCCUCAAGUCGCUGCCCGUGGGAGUCAAGUUCAAUAUCUGCUCCUUUGGUUCGCGCCACGAGUUCCUUUUCGGUAACAAGUCUCAAACCUAUGAUCAAUCCUCGCUCGAGAAGGCCUCGCGCUAUGUCGACGGUUUCAGCGCUGAUUUCGGCGGCACCGAUAUCUACCAUCCGAUGGAAGAUGUCAUCAACAGACGCUACGCCGAUAUGGACUUGGAGGUCUUCCUGCUCACUGACGGCGAGAUCUGGGACCAAAGUGCACUUUUUGAACUGCUGAACAAAAAGGUAGCAGAGAGCAACGGUAAAAUCCGUGUAUUUACCCUGGGAAUUGGUAGUGGCGCCAGUCACGCCCUCGUCGAAGGCGUAGCCGCGGCCGGCAACGGUUUUUCGCAGUCGGUUGGCGACAACGAGAAGAUGAACACCAAGGUCGUCCGCAUGCUGAAGGCCUCUUUGAUGCCGCACAUCAACGACUACACGCUGGAGGUCAAGUAUGCCAACGACGUGGCCGACACUUCCGCAGACGAGGACUUUGAGAUUGUGGAGAAGGUCAUGGACGGAAUGACCAUUGACGUACGGGAAGUCGAGAAGGAUGAGGCGCCCAAGAAGCCCACCUCCCUCUUCGACGAGGCAGCCGACCCCGAUGCCGAGAUGCUUGACUCUUCCCUCGACGCUUCUGCGGGCGGCAAGUACUCGCAUGUUCCGCCCGUCUCGGAGCCGAAGUUCCUACAAGCACCAUUUCUCAUUCCCGCGCUUUUUCCCUUCAACCGUACCACCGUGUACCUCCUCCUCUCUCCGGAAACCGCUCAGAAGCAACCCAAAUCGGUCAUCCUCCGCGGCACAUUCGCCCACGGACCGGUCGAGCUGGAUAUUCCCGUCACCGUGCUGGCCGAAAAGUCCGAGACCAUCCAUCAGCUCGCCGCCCGCAAGGCGGUCAAGGAGCUGGAGGAGGGCCGUGGCUGGAUCUACCACGCCAAGGACGCCGCCGGAUCCCUCCUCAAGGACCAACACCCCGGCCGCUUCAGCGACAUGGUCGAGCGCGAGGCGGUCCGCCUGGGCGUCACCUACCAAGUCGGCGGGAAAUGGUGCAGCUUUGUCGCGGUCGAGGGGUCCCAGAACCCAAACGACCUACCCGAGCAACCCCCGCAAUCACCAACCCCAGAGGUUGGCUUCGCCACACCAUUUUCCUCCUCCACCAUAUCCUCCUCCGUCAUCAAAACCCGAUCCUUCCGCCACAGGAAGACGGCCGGGCGCAGCGCACCCCCACCCCCACCACCCGCCGCCCCCCGCGGCGCCAUGCUGAUGUCUUCGAGCCCUGUUCUCUUCUUCGGCGCCCCCCAGUACCCCGAUAGCGACUCGGACGACGACAUGGGAUUCGCGCUGAUUGACGACGGCUCGUCCGUGCCUGAGUCGAGCGUCGCCCUGACCAUGGCCGCGGCGUCGGCUGCGACUAGCCACUACCCCGAGGGCGACGACGACGACGACGACGACGAUGACAUGGGAUUCGGGCUCAUGGACGACGGCCCGGCGGUGCCUGAGCCUAAGCUCGCGGUGCGGGAGGAUGUGCUGGGCUCGCUGGUGGGGUUGCAGGCGUUUGAUGGCGCGUGGCGGUGGGAUGGGGUGGUGCCGGUGCUGGAGAUGCUGGGGCUGGGUAGUGAGGAUGGGGGGAAGGGAGCGGUGUUGUCGAAGAAGGCUGCUGCGGAAGGGCUGGGUGGCGCGUCGGAUGUGUUGGCCACGGCGCUGGUGUUGGCGUUUUUGGAGGGCGCGAUGGCGGACCGCAGGGAGGAGUGGGAGAUGCUGGCGGAUAAGGCUAGGUUGUGGCUGGAGGUGGCGUUGGUGGAUCGGCGCGAGAUGAGGAGCGUGGAUGCGUUUUGUGAGGAGGUGAGGGCUUUUUGGGAGAGGGAGAGGGUGGUUGGGUAG